AUGGAGCUGCAGAGCCGAGCUGUGUCUCUCCUGCUUCAGCCGAAGACCCAGGCAUGUGUCCUGCUCUCAUCGUUCCAGAUCAACCUCCCAGAUUCCCCUGGAGUGAAGAUCCAGUGCACAUGGAUCAGAGAGCAGCGUGACACCAGUGGUCCCUGCAUUCAGGAGGAUGUGGGACAGUCCAAACAUGACACGCCCCCUUCUGCUGCCUCCCACCUCCCUCCUGCGUCCCAUGUCUGGGCUCAGGGCCAUGCCACCCCCAGCGACGGAAACCUCUCAGGGGUCUCCUGGCAGCCAUUUGCGCUGGCAGGAUUUGAGGGUGGCCCUGAGACCCAGGCCCUGCUCUUUGUGGUGUUCCUGGCCCUGUACAUGGUCACCAUCCUGGGGAACCUCACCAUGAUCGUGGUCAUCACCCUGGAUGCCCACCUCCACUCCCCCAUGUACUUCUUCCUCAAGAGCCUGUCCUUCCUGGACCUGUGCUACUCGUCCGUCAUCGCCCCCAAUGCCCUUGCCAACUUCUUCUCCAUCAAGCUCAUCACCUUUCUGGACUGCACCAUCCAGUUCUUCUUUUCCCUUCUGGCAACUUCAGAGACUUUCCUGCUGGCCAUCAUGGCCUGUGACCGCUUCAUGACCGUCUGCAGCCCCCUGCUCUACCCCAUCACCAUGCGCUCCUCAACCUGUACCCUCUUGGUUGUGAGCACCUGCUGUGGAGGCUGCCUCAACAUCAUCAUGCAGACCAGCUUCACAUUCCAUCUCCCGUUCUGCAGCUCCCACCGGAUCAACCACUUCUUCUGUGAUGUGCCCCCCCUGCUCCAGCUCGCCUGCACCGACACAUCCCUCAAUGAGCGGGUCUUGUUUGGACUCUGUGGGUUCAUCAUUGUGGGCACCACACUUGUGGUCCUGGUGUCCUACGGCUACAUCACUGUGACCGUCCUGAGGAUGCGCUCCACGGCCGGGCGAUGGAAGGUCUUCUCCACCUGUGGUUCCCACCUGACUGUGGUAUCUCUCUUUUAUGGAACUCUUUAUGUCAUGUACACCCAGCCAGGGGCUGUGGAGUCCAUGGAGCAGGGCAAGGUGGUGUCUGUCUUCUACACCCUGGUCAUCCCGAUGCUGAAUCCCCUCAUCUAUAGUCUGCGGAACAAGGAUGUGAAGGAGGCCCUGCGGAGGCUGGGACAGAAGCACGCAGCCACUUGA
Molecule: messenger RNA, 1191 nt
Organism: Choloepus didactylus (southern two-toed sloth)
Lineage: Eukaryota; Metazoa; Chordata; Mammalia; Pilosa; Megalonychidae
Product: olfactory receptor 12-like
Exons: 3
Coding region: 1-1191 (396 amino acids)
Biological process (GO): G protein-coupled receptor signaling pathway; sensory perception of smell
Cellular component (GO): membrane
Molecular function (GO): G protein-coupled receptor activity; odorant binding; olfactory receptor activity
Source: RefSeq, a predicted model, not a curated record